AUGAAUGACCGUAUCAUCACCCCUAUACGCCUAAACGUGAAGGUAUCAAACAGGGAUCAAUACGCUGGAGCAAAGACAACCAUCGACUCGGCAUGCGAAGGGGUUAUAGUAAAUGAGACAUGGGUCAGGAGACAUCACUUCCCCACCUAUACGCUCAACAACCCUAUUCGUGUCCGGAACGUUAAUGAUACCAUUAAUAAAGCAGGUCUCAUCCAAUCCGCCUUGGAUAUGUUUAUCUCCAAUCUAGGGAAAGACGAUCUUAUCCUAGGAACAGAUUGGCUAAUGUACCACAAUCCCUCCAUCGAGUGGAGGCAACGUGAAGUGCACUUUGAUCGGUGCCCCCAGAAAUGCCACCAACCACACAGCGAGCGCGAAAAACAGGGCCUAGAACAUCUCCGAAGACUAUCGGAAGAUGUAGGACUCUGCGACCAUAGCGGGACGUUUGGUGUCCAACUACGAGCAUACCUCAAACGGAAAUGGCUCCUACAGGACAUAAGGAAAUAUGCAGAAGAGAAACGAAAGGCUCAAAUUAAGCCAUCUCUUUCACCAAACGAGGGGGAACCUGAUCUCCCAGAUAAACCAUCAGGAAAACAGGCCACAGAGGGACCAGUCAUUCGGAAACUGGCUCCCGAACCGUCAGGAUUUGCCAGUUUCGACCAGGACUUGGAGGACGAAAUCGUCAUUACCAAUCUAAAGGAAAGAGUUCCUAAAGCACAUCACGAAUUUUUGGACAUCUUCAGCGAACGAAAGUCGCAGUGA
Messenger RNA from Heterobasidion irregulare TC 32-1, 759 nucleotides. RefSeq lists its product as uncharacterized. The transcript is spliced from 3 exons. The record is from RefSeq and is a predicted model, not a curated record. The coding region runs from base 1 to 759 and encodes 252 amino acids. Lineage: Eukaryota; Fungi; Basidiomycota; Agaricomycetes; Russulales; Bondarzewiaceae.